Molecule: messenger RNA, 1798 nt
Organism: Chrysoperla carnea
Lineage: Eukaryota; Metazoa; Arthropoda; Insecta; Neuroptera; Chrysopidae
Exons: 4
Coding region: 1-1740 (579 amino acids)
Source: RefSeq, a predicted model, not a curated record
AUGAUCCGAUUACCAUGUAAAGCAUUAUCACCACGUAUAAAAAAACUUGAUUCGUUAUCAACAAUAACAGAUAAAUUUUAUAAUAAUUCAUCAUUAGCAAGUUCAAGUUCUGGAUCAUCCAGCUGUAAUUCAAAUUGUGGUUUUAAUUACGCAUUUAGAACAGCUUUAGGUGAUUCAUGCGCAAAUAAACAUGGGUGUCAAGAUUAUAUUGGUGUGAAUUAUUCAAAUCCGUUAAGUGAAUCGAUAGUGGCUACAAGUGAUCAAGAAUUUUCAAAAUUACUCAAACCAUCAUCAAAAUCACAGCCGAAUAAAGAAACUGCAUCACGAGAAUGCCCAUAUUUUAUCCAAUCAUGUGUCAACGAACAUAAAAAUAACGUACAUACUAAAUUAAUCACACCAUAUAAUCCAAAUAACACUAACGAUUCUAAAACACUAUCAAAACGAACUAAAUGCCGUAAAUUUGCCAAACCAUUCAAAGAAAAUACGAAAGUAAUACGAUCUUCAGAUAAUCCGUACGAACAAUGGAAUUCUCCAAUUUAUCAACAACCACCUGUAUCGAAUUUUUUUUCUGGAUCACCUAAUAUUUAUCCGCCUACUCCAUAUGUGCCAUACCAAAUGUGUAAUUCAUUAUUGUAUCCACCAAACCCACUGGUUUAUCAAUCUCCACCUGGUAUGGUUUAUCUACCACCGUAUUAUGGUGUUGGCUAUCAAAAUGCCGUCCAUAAUAAUCAUUUUUGUAAAAAAUCACAUAGGCAAAUUGAAUUGGAAAAUCGCAUUAAUGAAUUAAAUCAACAAAUGGUAUAUUUAAAUGAAAAAAUUUCCUUGGAAAAGAAAUGGCUGUGGUAUGAACGAGCCAUAGCUACAUCUUAUCCUCAGGAUGAAAAAGUAUUAAAUCAAAUUUACUCAAAUAAAUAUCCAACAAAUGAGUCAAAUUCAUCCCAGAAUUUAUUAACACUUGAAAUAAACGAUCAAAAAUCCGGAUACAAACGGCAUUAUUGUAAAAAACACAAACAUUUGAAUGAUGUAAAUAUUCACAACCAAGCGUCGUCUCUGAAUAACUUAACAAAAAACCCGAGACGAUUAGAAGACAUUUCACCGUGUUCAAAAAGUAGUGCUCAAAUCAAGUUAGUUGCACAAGCCAUGAAUUACAAACGACAUAUCGCUGAAAUUGAGAUUCAGUGUAACAAUGAAUUGGAACAAGUGACUGAUUUAAUACAUUCGUUAAAACGGAUCAAUGAUAAUGUUUCAAAAUAUGAAGAUAACGAUCCGAAAAAGACUGAAGAAACUAAGUACGAUAGUUGUGUUAUAAAUUUACGGCCACGACCAUAUAACGAAGUAGAGCGUGAAUCAUUUCAUCGUAGCUUUUCGUUUGGUAAGAGUGUAACUCGAAAUUUCAGUGAUAGUAUGAAAUAUUUUCACAAUCAACAAAGUGGGGAUGACGAUGAAUUGAUUGAACGAUCUGAAAACGAACAGUCUGAAUUAGGUGAUUUUUCUCAAGAAAGUCCAUCUGUAAAUGCGUCACCGUUACCAAGCGAAAAAUAUUUUUCAUCGGGUGAAAGCUAUCACACUUAUAGUAUACCAGAAGAUAUACAAAUUAAUUCAAACGAUGAGACCGAUGGAGAAGAUGGAAUUGAAGCUGAAUAUGAAUUUAUUAAAAAGUGUGAUGGAAGAUCAAUAGCCGGUGACAAUAAUGACGAAGAGAUAUUCACGGAAUAUGAAUUCAGUUAUUCAAGUAAUUAAAUAUAGAUCCAUUUAUGUUCAUCUAAAUAUAUUGUUUUUAUUUCAAUUGAAAAUUGAA